Messenger RNA from Durio zibethinus, 969 nucleotides. NCBI's taxonomy places the organism in Eukaryota, Viridiplantae, Streptophyta, Magnoliopsida, Malvales, Malvaceae. The record is from RefSeq and is a predicted model, not a curated record.
AUUCACGUUAAAAUAAAAUCAAAUAAAAUCAUAGAUUUAAGGAGGAUUCAUGGAGCAUGAAUUUCUAUAUAAAUCAGUAAUCAAAGCAAUGGGAAAAGGAGAAGGUGGUAUGGCAAUGGGAUCUUCAAGACUGUUUCUCUUGUUUUAUUUGGUUCUCCCAUUCCUUGCUACUCUCACCCUUACAGCCGAUCAAUACUUUCAGGAUCGUUGUAUAAGCGCAGCAGGUAACUAUACCACAAACAGCACUUACCAGGCCAACCUCAACAACCUCUUCUUUCAACUCACAUCUCUGACAGAAUUCAACUAUGGGUUCUAUAAUCUGUCUGCUGGUGAAUACACCACCAAAGUUAAUGCAAUCGCACUUUGCAGGGGGGACAUAAACCAAGCUGAUUGCAAUGGUUGCCUCAAUGAUACCAUAUCUGAACUCAGGCAGCGAUGUCCCUUUUACAAGGAGGUGGUUGGAUGGUCUGAAUUUUGUAUGCUGCGCUACGCAAACUGAGACAUCCUUGGAGAAAUGGAAGACUCUGCUGGCGCUUGUCUACUCAACACACAGGACGUAGCGAAUGCUGAUCAGUUCCAUCAGGCAUUGGGUAACCUGUUGAAUAAUCUGAGCAGUCGAGCUGCAGCUGGGGGUCCUCUUCGCAAGUAUGCAGCAGAUAACUUAUGGGUGGGCGCCUUUCAAACAGUAUAUGCUCUAGAACAGUGCACUCCUGAUUUGUCCGAGCAAGAAUGUCGUGAUUGUCUAACUGUGGCUAAAGCAAGGGAUUGGAGGUUGCUGCUUUGGGAAGAUGGGAUGCAGGGUUGUUAGACCAAGCUGUUUCUUGAGGAGAAUCUGGAAACUUUUCUGGGUUUAUGAUGAAUUUUCUGGUUGAAGUUUGAUGUUUUUGCUUGAACCUGGCGACUCGCGUAAAGAUCCGCACUUCAAGCCUGACCCGAUGGCAGGUUUUCCUUUUUUCUUUCAUCCUAGUU